CGUAGUAGAGUCAUAUGAAUGCUGUUUUUGUCGCAGCUGCGUCUCACUUCUCUUUUUUUUUAUAAAGCAUGUCGCUCACUUUGCGUCGUUCUAACCAAUAAUUAAUAUUGUCAAAGCCACAAGUUUGACAGCCAAUAACUGCAUAAAUCAUACUCCCAUGACCGCCAGCUGCCAAUAUCUGUUUCAAAGAGACGGACGGCAUGCUUCGGUGGAUUUUUGGUGGUCGCGAUGCUCAAAGCUCCGUGGAGAAAAGCGGCGCGCUGUGCAUCGGCGAGGAACAGCCCAAAAACUGCUUCACUGAGCUGCAAGUGCUGAGAGGACAUUUUGACAUCGUUCGAUUUCUGGUGCAGAUUGAUGACUUCAGAUGUGCGUCCGCAGGCGACGAUGGCCUGGUGCUGGUCUGGAACGUUGAGACGGGCGAGAGGCUCCAGGAGCUGAGAGGUCACUCCCAGCAGAUCACCGCCAUCGCCGUCUUCCGCCGCAGAGACGAGCUGACGGCGCACACCUGCCUCAUCACCGCCUCCUCCGACCGCAGUGUCAGCUUGUGGGACCCGGACACGGGGAACCGAGUCCAGACCGUUCUGGACCUGCAGUCUUCUGUCAAGUGUUUGCUGGUGUUGGAGCGCCUCGGCGUGUGGCUGUCUGGCGGCGAGGAGCUGUGUGGGUGGAGCCAAGACUUCCGGCUGCAGUGUCACGUGGACAAGCAGAGCGACACAGGAAUCAGCGCUCUGAUCCAGCUGCCCAAGAACUGCGUCGCGGCCGCCAUGGACAAGACCAUCGUGGUCUACCAGCUGACGGCGUGCGGCGACUCUCUCUCGCUGGCGGAGGUCCGCUGCCUGGCGGACCACCAGGACCAGAUCCGAGCUCUGGUCAACGUCAACGACGAGCUCUUCGCCAGCGGCUCCCACGCCGGCGAGCUGAUGGUCUGGGACGCGGCGGACUGGACCGUGGUGGCCUACCAGCACAUCCUGUGGGAGGAGCCUCACACGGCCACGCAGAUCCAAAUAGGCGGGGCCAAGGCCAGCGAGAUGUCGGUCCAGCACCUCGCCUCCAACGGGAACCUCAUCCUGGCGGCGGUGGGCAGCGGCCUCUACGUGUUCAGCGUCCUCAGCAGGGCGGCGGUGGCGUACAGGAAGUGCGCCCACGACUCCGACGUGCUGCACGCCGCCUUGCUCUCCGACAGUGAGAUCAUGUCCUGCUCCGAGGACGGCAGCGUCAGGAUGUGGGAGAUCCAAGACCUGCCUCUGGCUGGAGAACCUGCGUCUCCUGGCUUCUUGGGCAUGUGGAACUUCAGCCGGUCCAGCAGACAGACCUGUCCCCCGUCCAACAAGACCGCCGAGGUCCCCGCCCUCAGAACCUUGGAGCUGACGGGCGACCUGAUCGGACACUCAGGCGCAGUCCAGAUGUUCGUGGCCUUCAAGGACAAGGGUCUGGUCACGUGCUCCGCAGACCACCAGAUCAUCCUGUGGAAGAACGGCGAGAAGCAGUCCCGCCUUCGCAGUCUGGACCUGUUCCACAGACUGGAGCAGACCGGAGGACUGUGACCGUGUCAGAGAAAGACAGCAAAAUAAACAGUAUUUUGGACAAAAGUAUUGGGUCAACAGGAAGUGAACAUUUUAUUUCCUGUGCCAUCAUUGUGUGGUGGGACUAAAUAAAAACCUCCCAAAAAAGGGCGCAGUACUCCA
Entelurus aequoreus (snake pipefish) is the source of this 1685-nucleotide messenger RNA. RefSeq names its product WD repeat domain 41 (gene wdr41). The transcript has 14 exons. Gene Ontology annotation, cellular component: lysosomal membrane. Lineage: Eukaryota; Metazoa; Chordata; Actinopteri; Syngnathiformes; Syngnathidae. The coding region runs from base 201 to 1544 and encodes 447 amino acids. Gene Ontology annotation, molecular function: protein binding. Gene Ontology annotation, biological process: regulation of autophagy. The record is from RefSeq and is a predicted model, not a curated record.